ACAGGAUACACAGGGAUAACAGGUAGCUUGCGAUAGGCGUAGUUGGGUCGCGAACGUGUCGUAGUGAAUGACGAAACGCAACUCAACUGAUGUCAUCCGGGAGUUGUCAUUCUCCUAAUCAGUGAGAGGUUAGGUUAUGCUACCGUCGUCAGAAGCGAGAGGAAACGUAGGCUGGUGAGCGAGCGCGACUGGAAACGCAUCGAGGAUGUUUUCGAGCGGGCCGAACUAUACCAAGUUGAAGACGCAUUUGCGUCUGGCGAUCAACCGAUUGAAAUUGCUGGAGAAGAAGAAAACGGAGCUGGCGCAAAAGGCGCGCCGCGAGAUCGCCGAUUUCAUUGCCGCAGGCAAAACGGAGCGCGCUAAGAUCCGAGUGGAGUACAUCAUCCGCGAGGACUACAUGGUGGAGGCGAUGGAAUUGCUGGAGAUGUACUGCGACCUGCUGCUGGCACGUUUUGGUCUCAUCCAGCAAAUGAAAAGCCUCGACGAAGGUCUGGCGGAAGCUAUAUCGACGAUUCUCUGGGCGGCACCUCGCAUCCAGACGGACGUGCUGGAAAUCAAGGUGAUAGCGGACAUCUUGACGUCCAAAUAUGGUAAACAGUAUACGGAAGCUUGCCGGGAGGAGGCGAUUCAGACUAUAUCAGAGAAGCUGAAGCAUAAAAUGAGCGUGCAGUCGCCGUCGAAAUUGCUCGUGGAGAAAUAUCUAAUUGAAAUCGCCAAGAAUUACAACGUGGAAUAUGAGCCGGAUCCGCAAGUAAUGGCAGAAGGCCAGGACGCGAUGUUGAUAGACAUAGGAGCCAACGGGGGAGAAUCGAGGAACAAUCUGGACACGGCCAGCGGAGGAACACCUCAUCCUCUUGGCUUCAUAGGUUACCCACAGGCACCCUUGUUACCUGAUCCUGGAUUCCACUCCAGCAUGGAUUCGGAGAAAGAUACGUCUUCCUUAGGAUUUGUAUCCCCAACAUCUCCACCUUCUACUGAGAAAGAUCAGAAUACCCCUUUCAAUCCGACUGCAUUUUCAUAUAACAUACCCCUAGAUAAUGCCAAUUCGAACAAACCUGAAGAUUUACCACCACCGUACCGGCCUGACUUUCCGCCUGAUUUAAAUAAACAGUCAGAUGAGAAACCAAAACCCCAGCCAAGGUCUAAAAUGCCGAUGAACAAUUAUCAACUUCCGGAUCUGCCAGCAGUGCCGACAGAGAACAAUGACUCGCCCGCGAAUCCACCCGUGAAUGAUGACAUUGAUUUUGACGACUUGAUGAAACGAUUCGAGGACCUGAAGAAGAGGAAGUAACGAUCGGUGGAUAUAUAAAUAUUUGAAACGCAUCGUUUUCAUUUAUCACUUUAUGCGAAACGUAUUUAGUAGUGCCUUUUGCAAUAAGAAAGGGUUUGGGAAGGGCAGUCUUAUACUAUAUGCUUAUGCAGUGAGGAAAUUAAAAGUGUAUAGUUAUGCUCCAUCCAAGAAUGAAGUAUGUAUAAAUUGUUAUAAUAUUAAUGUACAACAUGUUAAUGUAAUAUCUUUUUAUAGUUAUUAUAUGUGCUUCACAAUGUUCAA
This is a messenger RNA of Vollenhovia emeryi, 1552 nucleotides long. RefSeq names its product IST1 homolog (gene Ist1). NCBI's taxonomy places the organism in Eukaryota, Metazoa, Arthropoda, Insecta, Hymenoptera, Formicidae. Gene Ontology annotation, biological process: protein transport. The transcript has 6 exons. Bases 206 to 1291 code for a protein of 361 amino acids. The record is from RefSeq and is a predicted model, not a curated record.